CCUCUGCGGCAGCCGCGGCGCCAUGACGUCACGCGGCGGGGGGAGCGGCGUGCGUGGGGCGCGGCCAUGACGUCAUGCCCGCCCGCGGAGCCCCCGCGCCGGCGCCGUGACGUCACGCCUGCGGAGCUGCGGCCGCCGGGGCGCGGGGUGGGCGCGGGCGGCGGCAUGGCGGAGAGCGAGGCCGAGACCCCCAGCACCCCGGGGGAGUUCGAGAGCAAGUACUUCGAGUUCCACGGCGUGCGGCUGCCGCCCUUCUGCCGCGGGAAGAUGGAGGACAUCGCCGAUUUCCCGGUGCGGCCCAGCGACGUGUGGAUCGUCACCUACCCCAAGUCCGGCACAAGCCUUCUUCAGGAAGUGGUCUACCUGGUGAGCCAGGGGGCUGACCCUGAUGAGAUCGGCCUGAUGAAUAUUGACGAACAGCUGCCAGUGUUGGAGUACCCCCAGCCGGGCCUGGACAUCAUCAAGGAGCUGACAUCUCCCCGCCUCAUCAAGAGCCACCUCCCCUACCGCUUCCUGCCCUCUGACCUCCACAACGGAGACUCCAAGGUCAUCUAUAUGGCUCGCAACCCCAAGGACCUGGUGGUGUCUUACUACCAGUUCCAUCGCUCCCUGCGGACCAUGAGCUACCGAGGCACCUUCCAGGAAUUCUGCCGGAGGUUCAUGAAUGACAAGUUGGGCUAUGGCUCCUGGUUUGAGCACGUGCAGGAGUUCUGGGAGCAUCGUAUGGACUCGAACGUGCUUUUCCUCAAGUACGAAGACAUGCACAGGGACCUGGUGACCAUGGUGGAGCAGCUGGCCAGAUUCCUGGGUGUGUCCUGUGACAAGGCCCAGUUGGAAUCCCUCAUCGAACACUGUCACCAGCUGGUAGACCAGUGCUGCAAUGCAGAGGCUCUGCCUGUGGGCCGAGGCAGAGUCGGGCUGUGGAAGGACAUCUUCACCGUCUCCAUGAAUGAGAAGUUUGACCUAGUGUAUAAACAGAAGAUGGGGAAGUGCGACCUCACGUUUGACUUUUAUUUAUAAUAAUAGAAACCGCGAACUUGCAUGCUCACGGUUUCCAGACGCUCUGCUAGCUAAAAGUCCUGUUUGCGUUUGUUUAUUCCUUGCUGGACACACUCUGGAAGCUGCGUGGAAACAACAGGGGGACAAACCCGUGGAGAGAGCUGAGGAGUGUGAUGAUACCACGCACAGCAGCCUGGCCUGUGGCAUUCGAGUCUCCAUGCCACAGGCAGCUCGAAUCUCUGCCCUGUACCCCACGUUACUCAUUGUAUUUUAUAGAGCUUUACACUGGAAAUCUAAAUAAACGUCAGUCAACCAAACACAAGUCCAUUUCCAACGGGAAGCAAGAAUGAGCCAUGCAGGCUGGUAGGAAGUACUCAGGGUUUGUUGUUUUAGCAGGCCUUUCUCUAAGGCACACUGGGACCACUUGGAGGGAGAUGGAGAGGUGGGUCUGUCCUGUGGAGUUAGUCCUCUGAGCCUUCCCGUCACCUAACAGGACCUGUCCCAAGUCAUUUUCAGAGACACCUCCAGCAGGAAGCUCUUUAAGCACAGCACAGAAGAGCUUGAGGAAUGUUCCAGGAGGAAAGCUGGCCUGAGGCCACGUGUGGCAUCUGAAGGCUUUAGUGGUAUGUGUAGUGUCCACACAGACCCAGAACUGCAUGGAGAAUUGGCCACAGCCUUAUAGCAUGGUUCUGGGAUUCCCGGUCAGUGUCACUCAAAUGCCAGACUGUCAGCUAGCUGACCCAGUCUGCAGGUUGAACAGCCUCCUUCACACAGGUGGAAUUGGCAAACCUGCUUGUUUGUCUUGGCGUCUCAGCCAUACGGAGUGUCUGAGGGAGCAAAGCUUGUGUGUUACUCCUCUAUCCACUCUGUCUUCUGGCCUAGAUUUAGCUGAAGUGAUGGCAAGAUGGCCAGAUGACAGGUGUGCCGGCAGCCAGCGAGUUCACAAACAGGGACCACCACGCUUGUCUGUUCCCUGCGUGACUGAGAAAAGCCCAGCAUGGUGGUGGGAGGCUCACUCUAUGGAAGGGGCCUGCUAUAGGCUGUCUCUGAAGCAGGUCCAUUGGGGUCCCUUGUCCAGGGAAAAGCUCGUGUAGGGCCGGACACGUGGCAGGGCCGGGCACAUGGCUCUGUGCAGUGAGCGUGGCUCUGCCUUCCUGUUGUGUCUGAUGUUGUGGAGCAUUGCACACGGUACUUCUGUGUUGCUUACAUCUUUAAUAAAGACACCUUCCCUGCUGG
Messenger RNA from Nannospalax galili (Upper Galilee mountains blind mole rat), 2235 nucleotides. It is a transcript of the gene Sult4a1, whose product is annotated as sulfotransferase family 4A member 1. NCBI's taxonomy places the organism in Eukaryota, Metazoa, Chordata, Mammalia, Rodentia, Spalacidae. Gene Ontology annotation, molecular function: sulfotransferase activity. Gene Ontology annotation, biological process: sulfation. Gene Ontology annotation, cellular component: cytoplasm. Bases 67 to 1020 code for a protein of 317 amino acids. The record is from RefSeq and is a predicted model, not a curated record. The transcript has 7 exons.